CCUUUCCAGAAAAAAAUGGCAGCUGUUGACAUCGACGUGCCGGUGGAAACAGAGCCGCAGAUCUACAACCAGGAAGACAUGGAGCGUCAGGCUGAAGGCUUCAAAGAGCAAGGAAAUGCAUUCUACAGCAAGAAGGAUUACUCUGAGGCUUUCAACUACUACACCAAGGCCAUAGAUGCUAGCCCCAAAAAUGCCAGUUAUUACGGCAACAGGGCGGCCACCCUCAUGAUGCUCUGUCGCUUUCGGGAAGCGCUUGAAGAUUCCCAGCAGGCGGUGCGUUUGGACGACUGUUUCAUGAAGGGCCAUCUACGUGAAGGCAAAUGUCACUUGUCUUUAGGAAAUGCCAUGGCAGCUAGCCGCUGCUUUCAGAAGGUUCUGGAACUGGAGCCAAGCAAUCGAGAGGCCCAGCAGGAGAAUAAGAACGCAACCACGCUGUUGGAGUUUGAAAGAAUGGCAGAGUUCAGCUUUGAAAAGCGGGAUUUCAGAAAGGUGGUGUACUGUAUGGACCGAGCUUUGGCUUUGGCCUCUGCCUGCCACCGUUUCAAAAUCCUGAAGGCCGAGUGUCUCGCUCUGCUGGGGCGUUACCCAGAAGCCCAGUCUGUCGCCAGUGACAUCCUGCGAAUGGAUUCCACAAAUGCAGACGCGCUGUACGUUCGAGGGUUGUGUCUUUACUACGAGGACUGCAUCGAUAAGGCGGUGCAGUUUUUUGUCCAGGCUCUGCGCAUGGCCCCCGACCACGAAAAGGCCCGGUUGGCCUGCAGGAAUGCGAAGGCAUUAAAAGCCAAGAAAGAGGAAGGAAACCAGGCAUUUAAGAACUGCAACUAUGAAGCAGCCUACCAGCUGUACACUGAGGCGCUGGCUAUAGACCCCAACAACAUCAAGACCAACGCAAAACUCUACUGCAACAGAGCCACAGCGGGAGCAAAGCUGAAGAAACUCAAUCAAGCCAUUGAAGACUGUUCCAGCGCAAUCAAACUCGAUGACACUUACAUCAAGGCCUACUUAAGACGAGCUCAGUGUUACAUGGACACAGAGCAGUACGAAGAGGCUGUACGGGACUACGAAAAAGUUUACCAGACAGAAAAAACUUCAGAUCACAAACAUCUGCUGAAGACAGCACAGAUGGAGCUGAAGAAGAGCAAGAGGAAAGAUUACUACAAAGUGCUGGGAGUCGGCAAAAACGCCACCGAGGAUGAGAUCAAAAAGGCUUACCGCAAACGGGCUCUCAUGCAUCACCCAGACCGCCACAGUGCAGCGACCCCAGAGGUGCAAAAGGAAGAGGAAAAGAAAUUCAAGGAGGUGGGCGAGGCCUUCACUGUCCUCUCUGACCCGAAGAAAAAAAUGCGCUACGACAACGGGCACGACCUCGAAGAUGACUGCGGCUUUGACGGCAGAGAUUUUGAUGCAAACAACAUCUUCAGGGCUUUCUUUGGUGGCCACGGUGGAGGAUUCACUUUCGAUUCAAGUCCAGACUCUGGGCCUGGAAAUGUAUUCUUCCAGUUUGGCUAAAGCAAAGGCAUAGUUAUGAAAUGCAGCCCUGCAGAGGAAAAGCUUAAGUUGGACCCGCAGUCACCUUGUGAUGCUCAUACUCCUGAGUGUCUUGAAAAAUAUCCCCACUAUUCUUUCUCAAGAGGUUUCUCAAAUGUUGCAUUCAAUCCUAAAUGUAUUCCCCCACAUUGUCGCCAGCAAACAUUGGACAUGUGAGUAAUUCAGCUUGAUUUCGACAAAGCAAAAAGUCACCUGACCAAUACAAGUAUCCCUUGCCAAUUUUAACAUUUGAAUAAAUGGACCUGUGAUUUUCUGAAGCUGUCUCAGCCUUCAUAAAUACUCAAGACAUGUAAGUGUGAUGGAGGAUUAAAUUUAGAAGGCACGCAUCUUCAGGGUCCUCCUGAGACCCACAUGUCUCAAUAGAGCAAGUGGAGAAAGGACUGUGGGAGUUCAAUGUCCCCUGACCUCAGGACAGCCUGUGGAGGACGACCCUGCUCGCCUGCCCGUUUGUGUCCAGUUUUUAUUGGCCGACUUGCCAAAUAUCGUAUGAGCUCGCAGGGUUCGGUCUCUUCAUGCUGCAUUGUAUAGUUGACUCGAAUGUAAAGCGAUAACUGUCUCCGUUUUUCUUCGGUCUUCCCUCAGUCUAUUUAUAUUUAUUGUACUGUAGAACCUCAACUUGUAUGCAGCUCAAUGCCAGUGGAUUAUUUUUGUUUUGUUUUUUUGUCUUCCUUCUAUAUUUUUUUUGUACGGGCUCCAUUGUAAAUGUUAUCCUCAUUACCCUCUUCAUAUCUCCAAAUAUUCAUAUUAAUUUUUUUGUUUUUUGUUUUUUAGAAAGAAAAUCAGGCCAAAAUCUGACCAUGUUCACCGAUUUUCUUUUGAUAAAAUCUUUGACGUCCACACACACACGUGUCAUUCAAAUUAAAGUGGUGCCUUAUCAGACUCUCUUAUAUCUCUUCCAAUUGAAAGCUGAAGAGUGACCCACAUCUUAACUGAAGAAAGGCAGCAGUUUUGCUUGUAUAGCAUGUUUUUUUUUUUUUUUUGUGCUAUAUUCCUUAUGACCUCCUUUUUCCAUGUAUAGCUUGCGCUCAAAUUUCAGCUUUGCAAACCUUCAUCCUGUCCAGCAGAGAAGACUGAAAUUUCGCCUCAUGUCAUCAGUCUCGCCCACCUGUCUCUCACCGAUACUCGUCAUGCUCGUUUUGCCAGUACAGCCCUUCUUUUACCGGUUCCGCUCGUUUAAAGGGGUUGCUGAGUUUAGGGCGAAGACUUAUGUUGUUAAUUGUUCUGUCACUGAUCUCUGUAUCAUUUUUAUGACUCACUGAUUACAGUAUUAACAAGACAGACUUUUUAACCAUGAAAAUUGAAGCUCAUCUUUUGCUGUAAAUUUGGACUUUGUUUUAAUGUAAUAAAGGACUUUGAGUGUCA
Messenger RNA from Salarias fasciatus (jewelled blenny), 2910 nucleotides. Its product is annotated as dnaJ homolog subfamily C member 7-like. The coding region runs from base 16 to 1509 and encodes 497 amino acids. The transcript has 14 exons. Gene Ontology annotation, molecular function: protein binding. NCBI's taxonomy places the organism in Eukaryota, Metazoa, Chordata, Actinopteri, Blenniiformes, Blenniidae. The record is from RefSeq and is a predicted model, not a curated record.